Messenger RNA from Serendipita indica DSM 11827, 2913 nucleotides. NCBI's taxonomy places the organism in Eukaryota, Fungi, Basidiomycota, Agaricomycetes, Sebacinales, Serendipitaceae. The record is from the annotation of a GenBank genome assembly.
AUGAGCACUUAUUCACGCCGUGGUCAGCCCUCUGCGUCCGCGGUCAAGAGGCACGGACAACUCUCCCGUCGCGCUGGCCAUGGUCGUCGUGCGAGCGGAGACGGUUGGGUCUCUUCAGGAUGCUACACCGACAAUCUCGCUCGGCGAACGCUCCCCGCCUUCAAGGUAGCCUCGGGAACCAUGACAAACGACGCCUGCAAAGCAAUCUGCGAUGAACAUGGAUAUGCAAUCGCAGCUACCGAAUGGAGCGAGGAGUGUUUCUGCGACGACGAGUUCCACAAUGGCGGCGUCAAAACUGCAGACGGAGAAUGCGAUAUGAUGUGCACUGGCGCACCAACUGAAGUCUGCGGCGGUGGCCUGCGACUGACUGUAUGGACCAAGCAAGCAUCCGUACUCGAGAGCUACGGCAACUGGAACUCUCAAGGCUGCUUCGUGGACAGUGUCAACGCUCGUAUCGUCCCGAAUCCAGUCGCUGUCGAAGGAACGUUUACCCCUCAGAAAUGCAUGGACUCGUGUGCCGCCCAGGGCUAUGAAUACGCCGGUCUAGAGUUCAGUCAUGAAUGCUUUUGCGCGAAUGGGAUCAACACGGCAAAUCUUCAACAGGUUGAUAUUGGCGAAUGCAACUCACACUGCGACGGCGAUGCAGCUCACUAUUGUGGUGCCGGAAACAGGCUCAAUCUCUACAAGCGUACGACGUCAACUUCGGUCACGCAAGGUAUCGAUGGAUGGACGUACGAUAAUUGCUACGGUGACGAGGUUGCGAACCGUGCUCUGGGACUACGCGCAUAUGUCGAUGGCGGGAUGACUCCAGCCAAGUGUACCGCAAAGUGCUUCUCGCUCGGAUACAACUACGCAGGCGUCGAGUACUCUGAUGAAUGCUAUUGCGCUAAUUCAAUUGGAUCUUCUGGAACUCUAAAGACGGACGGAUGUACGAUGUCUUGUUCCGGUGAUAGGAACGCAAUAUGUGGUGGUAGCAAUCGACUUACCGUCUACAAAUACAUUGGUGGCGAGCUGCCUGGACCGGCUUCUGUCCUCGAGACUUAUGGAGAUUGGAAUAGCGCCGGAUGUUAUGUUGAUUCGGUGCAAGCCCGUGUGCUCACCCCCAACGCCAAUGCCCAAAGGCCUAUGACAGUGCAAAACUGCAUCGACGCUUGUGCAGCUGCUGGAUACACAGUUGCUGGGCUCGAGUACGCUGACGAGUGCUACUGUGGUCUCGAUUUGCCGUCCGUGUCAGCUUCCGACAAUUGCAUCAUGAAAUGCGAGGGAGAUGCAGCCCACCUGUGCGGAGGGCCAAACAGACUCAAUGUUUACCAACGCGCAUCUUCCACGGCCACAGCGACAGACUCGUCGACUUCCACGUCCGCCACCGACACGACGACGAGCACCAGCACUCAGACCAAUCUUCCAGGUGCCACUCAGUCAUCAUUGGCUAAUCCCUAUGCCCCAUGGGUGUAUAAUAACUGCAAGGACUCGCUAUCCUAUCAGCCUGGGUAUCAGUUCACUAUGAACCCUGUCAAUACAGCGGCAACGGUUCAAACUUGCCUGACGGCAUGUCAAAAUUAUGGAUUGUCGGUGGCACAAAUUGGUUGGGGUUAUUACUGCACAUGCGGUACGCUUCUAGGUGGACGAGAAGACCUGAUUUGCAACACUCCUUGUCGUGGCAACGCCAAUGAGAUGUGCGGAGGUACAUCUGGAGGGUAUGCAACAUACACACUCCCAAGCGACCAGACGCCUCUGGUCAUGCCUACCUCUGAUGCGUCAUGGCUCGACGAAGGCUGCUACAGUGCCGGUGGUGUUUACACUCAAGUUCUCACGGAAAUCACCGAUGCGUACAGAAUGUCGCCCGAUCGAUGCACUGCUGCAUGCCAGGCCAUCAAUAUGCCUGUCGCAGUCAUCUCUUCCACUACACAAACGUUUGGUAGCUCGAUCCAGGAACGUCAGCUCUGUGGAUGCGGUAAUGUUCUUCCAACUACCAGAGCAACUGCAGACAAGUGCAACAAGUCGUGCACUGCAGCCGGUUCACAAUCCCAGACAUGUGGUAGCGACUUUCACUACAACGUAUAUCGAUAUGCCGGAACCAGUGCGGCCUCGACGUCCACGGAAACGUCAACGUCGGCUACCACAGAAUCAUCCAGCACGGCAACUGCUACGGACUCCUCCUCUACAACAGCCACUCAGACUGGUACGGAUGUCGCAGGCGCUACCCAAACGGGCGCGAUUAACCCCUAUGAUCCUUGGAUUGAGUAUGGCUGCUAUUACCCUCUGAGUGGUAGUAUCGAGGAUGAAUUCAUCAUGAACUUUGCAGCACCCCGAAUCCAAACAUGCCUUGGGCACUGCGGCUCUAUCGGCUUGAGUAUAGCACUCCUCAGCGAGGGAAACCUUUGCCGCUGUACGGCGCUCAUGCCCGCCGCACAGGCGACGGUGUGUGAUAUGCCUUGCUUGGCUGAGGAUAAUGAGAUUUGUGGUGGUGCAGGCGGCCAAGCAAGCGUCUUCUACUUACGUAAAGACAAAGCGCUCGAAAUGCCCCCGGCCAAUUCUGGGGCUCAAUGGUCUUCUGCGGGUUGUUACAGGUCCUCUGGAGAGUAUCAAUCUGGUUUUGGCAACGACUUCAGCAAUUCCGCCUCGAUGACACCCGCGAAAUGCACUCAGGCAUGUCAAGCCAUGAAUGCACCAGUCGCGGUUCUUUCCUCUCGUACAACGCAGUUCCUCUUUACCACAACGGAGAAUCAGAUUUGCGGAUGCGGUCACGACUUGCCGGACCAGAAAUGGGAUGAUGACUCUUGCAACAAGCCUUGUACAGGAGAUAAUAACCAGAAUUGCGGGGGUGACGGCUUUCUUUCCGUCUGGCAAUUGACGAUUCCUUCAACGUCCACAAGCACGCAGGCCUCGAUACCGACGUACACUGCAGAUUGA